Molecule: messenger RNA, 345 nt
Organism: Rotaria sp. Silwood2
Lineage: Eukaryota; Metazoa; Rotifera; Eurotatoria; Philodinida; Philodinidae
Source: the annotation of a GenBank genome assembly
AUGACAUUUGAAGAUUAUCUUGCUCUGAACUUGCAACAGCGGCUCAUGCUGAAUGGCUACGAAUACAACAUUAGUACAUUAAAAUAUGAAUAUGAUCAACACGACGUUGAACAAGAAUUGAAAACAAUUGAAGAAAAUCCAUCAAAAAUGGAAGAAGGCAUAAGCCAGUCAAUUGGAAAAAUUCAUGUAAUACAAUCUCCAUCUCGAUGUUAUUUUGCUGCAGCUCUUACGAAUCUAUUUCUUUUUGCUGCACAAUAUGAAGAACGUCUCGAUGGCUCUAUGGCUAGACGAUCAUGGCAAUAUCCACGAGCUAUUCCAUCCAGACGUUUUACGGCCAUCAGCUAA